This is a messenger RNA of Synchiropus splendidus (mandarinfish), 2545 nucleotides long. Its product is annotated as cytochrome P450 2J2-like. The record is from RefSeq and is a predicted model, not a curated record. Gene Ontology annotation, molecular function: iron ion binding; heme binding; oxidoreductase activity, acting on paired donors, with incorporation or reduction of molecular oxygen, reduced flavin or flavoprotein as one donor, and incorporation of one atom of oxygen. Gene Ontology annotation, biological process: xenobiotic metabolic process. The transcript has 9 exons. Lineage: Eukaryota; Metazoa; Chordata; Actinopteri; Syngnathiformes; Callionymidae. Bases 50 to 1531 code for a protein of 493 amino acids. Gene Ontology annotation, cellular component: cytoplasm; intracellular membrane-bounded organelle.
UUUGGGACUCAGUCAGACACACUUCUGCUCCCAUCCCAAGCAGAGCAUCAUGAUUUUCCACAAACUUUUUGAAUCUUUGGACUUAACCAGUUGGUUGUUGGUCUGUUUUGUGGUCUUGAUUUUGAUAGAUUUGGUCAAGUACCGAAGACCUCACAACUUCCCACCAGGUCCGACGCCUCUUCCAAUUGUGGGAAACCUUUUUACAGGAUCUGACUUCAAAAAUAUCAAUAAGCUCUCUCACCACUAUGGCUCGGUGUUCAGCAUGAGGAGAGGAAGCACCUGGACAAUUUAUGUCUCAGGAUACAAUAUGGUGAAAGAGGCUCUUGUCAACCAACUGGACAGCUUUGUCGAUCGCCCCGUUGUCCCUCUCUUCCAUGUUGUUUUCAAAGGGAUCGGCAUUGGUUUGGGCAACGGCUACUCAUGGAAGAUGCAUCGGAAGUUCACAGUCACUUUCCUGCGUCAUUAUGGUGAAGUUCAAAAGACUUAUGAGAGAAGCACUGAAGUGGAGAGCAACUUCCUUUGUGAGGCUUUUAAAGAAGAGCAAGGGAAGCCAUUCAACCCCCACUACACUGUAACAAGUGCCGUGGCCAACAUUGUCACAUCCUUGGUCUUUGGACGUCGGUAUGAAUACAGUGACGUCACGUACCGCAGGAUUCUGAAGCUGGAUUACGACGCGGUUGUGCUCGCAGGCUCGCCUGUCACACAGCUGUAUGACGUCUUCCCCAGUGUGUUCAAGUACCUGCCUGGACCUCACCAGACUGUGCUCAGCAACUACAGACAGAUAGUGAAGUUCGUGGAGAUGCAGGUGGAAAAACAUCUGGAAGACUGGAAUCCUGACAAUCCCAGAGACUUUAUUGACGCUUAUGUAGCAGAAAUGAAAAAGAAGAAGGAAGACCCGCUGGCUGAGUUCAACCUCGAAAGUCUGGGCGUUGUCGUCUUGGAUCUGAUCGAAGGCGGGACGGAGACAGUGGCCACUGCCUUCCGCUGGUCACUUCUUUUCAUGAUGCUCUUCCCAGAAAUACAGAAAAAAGUCCAAGAAGAAAUUGACCGGGUUGUCGGACAGUCUCGUAUGCCCACCAUGGUAGACAAACCCAACAUGCCAUACACUGAAGCUACCAUCCACGAGUGCCUGAGGGUGGCCAAUAUACUUCCACUUGGAUUCCCGAAAAUGGCCAGUAAAGACACAACCCUCGCCGGCUUCUCCAUUCCCAAGGGCACACCGAUCGUUGCCAGCCUCUCAUCGGUGCUUUGUGAUGAGGCUGAGUGGGAGUCACCGGCCAGCUUCAGACCAGAGCGUUUCUUGGAUUCAGAGGGACGCUUCAACCGGAAAAAUGCUUUCCUUGCAUUUUCUGCAGGUAAACGCGUCUGCAUUGGGGAGACUUUGGCCAAAAUCGAGCUGUUUGUCUUCUUCACCUCUCUACUUCAACGCUUCACUUUGACUCAAGUUCCUGGAGAAGAGCUGACAAUGGAGGGCAUCCUGGGAUUCACGUAUUCCCCACAGGACCACCGGAUCAUGGCCAUACCACGCUAAAACCCACUGCACUGACUACAGUAACAUUACAUUGGAUUUGUGGCUCUGCUUUAAUAACAGCAUUUUUUUGUGUACCAUGAGAAGUUCGUCAUAUUACAAGACUGCAUGUUACUGAAUCAUUUAUCAACCGUUGUGGUGCCACAAUACAUAUAGCGUGGAUGCACUGAAACUUUCACCACAUAUUUUGAACGAAGCGAAUUUUGAAAUCAAGGUUGAAAUCACUCCACUUUUCCAAGGCAGUUUAAUGAUUGAAAAUCAUUCGAUUUUCCCUCUAAGUUGUGUGUGUGUGUGUGUGUGUGUGUGUGUGUGUGUGUGUGUGUGUGUGUGUGUGUGUGUGUGUGUGUGUGCACAAUUGCGCACUGCUCAUAUGGUCUCCGCACAGAAAAAUCACAGCUGGUCACACACACGCACAAGCAACACAAGGUAUUUCUACAGCUUAAGAUUUGUGGGGCGACACCGCGACACUCACAACGUAUCAAACAGCAAGUAUAAGAGCCAGCUAUUUGAAGUGAGCUCUUGGAGCUGGUUGACGUUUAAGAGCUGAUUUCUCUUUGACUUGUGGUUGGUCAAAAUGUCUGUAAGCACUUAGCCACUUGGGAGGAAGAGAUGAUACGGCAGAUGUUACGCACAGCAGGGUGAGAGACGACAGGUCUCAGAGACUACAUGCUGGCCAGGUGAAGAAUUGCGAAAAAAGUUAGAGUGUAGUGAGAGAAAGAAACGUAUUCCUUUUAUUUAGCUUCACUCACUCUAGCUCUGCACCAUUACCAGCGGUCACAAUUUACAGUGGCCUCAAGAGGAUGAAAUGAAGUCUCACAAUAGACGGAUUCAUGAGCCUUAUCAAUCAAUUUGAGUAAACAUUUGUAAAAGUUCUUUGAUAUCUAGUGUCUUCAACUGUGUAAUGUGAGUUCAAUGACAAGAUACAUUGUCAGUUAUGCAGAUUCUGGAUAUGUACAUUGCAUUAUUAUUCAGUCUAGCGAAUAUUUAGUAAAUCUAUUAAAUUCAAUUGAAACUUGA